Molecule: messenger RNA, 686 nt
Organism: Elaeis guineensis (African oil palm)
Lineage: Eukaryota; Viridiplantae; Streptophyta; Magnoliopsida; Arecales; Arecaceae
Product: large ribosomal subunit protein eL33w
Biological process (GO): translation
Cellular component (GO): ribosome
Molecular function (GO): structural constituent of ribosome
Source: RefSeq, a predicted model, not a curated record
AACGGACCUCCCGACACUGCGAGAUCCCUCCUUCGGCUCAUAAAUACCCAGGCCCCCAGCACGCUAGGGUUUCUCCUGGUCGUCGUUGCGAACCUUCCUCCCAAAAACUCUAGCGCGAAAAUGGUGAAGGGGCGGCAGGGGGAGCGUGUGAGGCUUUACGUUCGCGGCACGAUACUCGGCUACAAAAGGUCGAAGUCGAACCAGUAUGAGAACACAUCGUUGAUCCAGAUCGAGGGGGUAAACACCAAGGAGGAGGUGGCCUGGUACUGCGGCAAGCGCAUGGCGUAUAUCUACAAAGCCAAGACCAAGUCGGACGGGACCCGCUACCGCUGCAUUUGGGGCAAGGUCACCCGCCCUCACGGCAACAGCGGCGUCGUCCGCGCCAAGUUCAAGUCCAACCUCCCACCCAAAUCCAUGGGCGGCAAGGUCAGGGUUUUCAUGUACCCGAGCAACAUCUGAGGUGUAUCGAUCUGGUGCAAAUAUGACACAAGGCGGACUUUGUACUUUAGUAACAAUUGAAGUUCAAUGCUUAUUUUUAGCAUGUCAAAUUAUUGAUACUUUAGUUAACUGGUCGCUAUAUUUGUAUUCAUCGUUGAGGAAGUGAAACUUAAUUUACGCAUUCGAAUUAUCAUGUUUUUUAUUAUGAGGACAUUUGGAAAAAUGGCCAUACAUAAGUUUUCGCUGAA